AUGCCCUCUGCAUUGUCUUCUUUCCCAGCGCGUGUGACGCUACUCGCUCUCUUCUCCGCCACAACCUUCUACUUCCUCUACAAGUCUCGCCGCUUGCGCCACCUCAAAACCCUCACUCUCUCUUCAAAACACACUACACGUGGCAAAAUCCUAUUCGUUUCACAAACCGGAACUUCCAAAAACCUAGCACAGCGCCUCCACAAUCUCUUAGCCUCAAACGGCGUCGUUUUCGACCUCGUAGAUGCUCAGAGCUACGAGCCCGAAGACUUACCGAAAGAAACCCUAGUUCUCAUCGUUGCUUCGACUUGGGAAGAUGGGAAUCCACCUUCCGGAGCACGGUUUUUUGCCACGUGGCUCGCGGAGAGCGUGAAGGAUUUUAGGGUUGGGGCGUUGCUUCUGAAGGGUUGUAGGUUCGGGGUGUUUGGUGUGGGGAGCAGGGCUUAUGGAGAGAGGUUCAAUGCUGUGGCUAAGGGUUUUGUGAAGCAGAUUAGGGAUUUGGGUGGGAGUGAGGUUGUGCCAUUAGGGGAAGGUGAUGUUGAUGGUGGUGAAUUGGAUUUGGAUUUUGAGAAGUGGUGUGAGAAGGUUGUUGGUUUUUUGAAAGGCAAGGUUUUGGAAAAUGGGGCUAAUGGUAAUUUGGAGUGUGGGGUUUAUGAUUCUGAGGAGGAAUCUGAAGGAGAGAGUGAUUUGGAGGAAGAGGAAAUUGUUGAUCUUGAGGACAUUGCUGGGAAGGUGCCACCAAGGAAGAAGACGGCAGCGCAGCUGAGAGUAAUGGUAAUGGAAGUGGAAAAGUGA
Arachis ipaensis is the source of this 792-nucleotide messenger RNA. Its product is annotated as S-adenosyl-L-methionine-dependent tRNA 4-demethylwyosine synthase. The record is from RefSeq and is a predicted model, not a curated record. Gene Ontology annotation, molecular function: 4 iron, 4 sulfur cluster binding; FMN binding. NCBI's taxonomy places the organism in Eukaryota, Viridiplantae, Streptophyta, Magnoliopsida, Fabales, Fabaceae. Gene Ontology annotation, biological process: wybutosine biosynthetic process.